UGCAUUUAUCGGAUGAAGUUCACUUUGGUGCUAUUCUACCUUGCAGUCACUUGCUUUCAAAAAGAACGGGGUUGUGCAAUCGGGCGAGAUUUUAGGAGGUCUAUUUUUCCUCUUCUGGGGCUCAUUCCUCCCGCUCUCCUUCCUUCGCUGCCUUCGCUCGGACACAUUCAGCCAUUUGAAAGAUCAACUAUAAUUCCCAGCAUCUCGUAACAUAUAGGCAAAUGGAGCAAACCUAUGGAGAGGUGAACCAGCUGGGCGGCGUGUUCGUGAAUGGGCGACCCCUGCCCAACGCAAUACGGUUGCGAAUUGUGGAGCUGGCUCAGCUCGGGAUCAGACCCUGCGAUAUAAGCCGGCAACUCCGAGUCUCCCACGGUUGCGUGAGCAAGAUUUUAGCGAGGUACAACGAGACGGGCUCCAUCUUACCCGGUGCCAUCGGUGGAAGCAAACCACGGGUCACAACGCCUAACGUUGUGAAAAAUAUCAGGGAAUACAAACAAAACGACCCGGGGAUCUUUGCCUGGGAGAUUCGGGACAGGCUUUUGGCGGAUGGAGUUUGUGACAAGUACAAUGUCCCGUCGGUUAGUUCGAUCAGCAGGAUUUUACGAAACAAGAUUGGAAAUCUCUCCCAGCCUAAUCAGUAUGAGAGCAGCAAGCAAGCCUCCGCGCAGGCCGGGCUCCCCUACAACCACAUAUACCCGUAUUCCUACCCCAACACCAUGUCACCUAAAAUGAGUAGCCCUCCUGGAGUACCGGUGACGCCUGGACACGUGAGCUUAUCCAGGCCCUGGCCUUCUGCACACACCGUCAGCAACAUUCUGGGAAUACGAGCCUUCAUGGAUCCUACAGCCAUUGCUGGGACGGAGGGAUAUCCACCAAAAAUGGAGGAGUGGAGUAGCGUCAACCGAGCAGCUUUUCCGGCGGCUCACGCAGUCAACGGGAUUGACAAAUCAGCCAUUGACGCCGACAUAAAAUACGCUCAGCCUUCCUCGACAUUGUCAGGUUAUGUCUCGGCGUGUGCCUACUCUCCCACCAACCAGUACGGUGUGUACAGCGGGUCAGCAGGCGGCUACGUGGCCCCGGGCCACCAUCACUGGCAGGCUCAGAGCCCGGCCCUGUCCCACCCAGGCAGCGGGAUGGGCAUGCAUGCGGGGGAGAUCCACUCGCCAAUGGCCUUCAAACACCAGCAGGCCCGAGAAGGAGACAGAAAGCCGCCCAGUCCCCUGAGCAAGCAGCAGCAACACGAAGACUUGAACAGUGUGCAUGGACUCAGUCUCCCUACCUCAUCAUCAUAACCGGCACUUAUUCCACCUUAAUUACCAGGCCCGUUUAAGGGAACACGUUUCAGCAGCUCCAACAGUAAGUCUGAACACCAGUGGCUUGAUCCUCCGGGUGUUUGUAGCUGACAGCCAAACACAGGCCUGUUCACAAUCAUUACGAGUACAGACUAACCUUUUCGGCCUUCAUGGCCAUUUGAAUGUAAGCUUGCAUAGAUG
This is a messenger RNA of Monopterus albus (swamp eel), 1493 nucleotides long. RefSeq names its product paired box 1a (gene pax1a). The transcript is spliced from 5 exons. Bases 222 to 1292 code for a protein of 356 amino acids. The record is from RefSeq and is a predicted model, not a curated record. Lineage: Eukaryota; Metazoa; Chordata; Actinopteri; Synbranchiformes; Synbranchidae. Gene Ontology annotation, molecular function: DNA-binding transcription factor activity, RNA polymerase II-specific; RNA polymerase II cis-regulatory region sequence-specific DNA binding. Gene Ontology annotation, biological process: anatomical structure development; regulation of transcription by RNA polymerase II.